Hyaloscypha bicolor E is the source of this 3723-nucleotide messenger RNA. RefSeq names its product leptomycin B resistance protein pmd1. NCBI's taxonomy places the organism in Eukaryota, Fungi, Ascomycota, Leotiomycetes, Helotiales, Hyaloscyphaceae. The transcript is spliced from 4 exons. The record is from RefSeq and is a predicted model, not a curated record. The coding region runs from base 1 to 3723 and encodes 1240 amino acids. Gene Ontology annotation, molecular function: ABC-type transporter activity; ATP hydrolysis activity; ATP binding. Gene Ontology annotation, cellular component: membrane. Gene Ontology annotation, biological process: transmembrane transport.
AUGCUCGUUACUCAGAUGCCAGAAAACGCUGGGAAGCGCUUCCUCUACAGUCCAUCAAAGCUAGAGUUAGUAGUACUAGUAUCUACGCUUAUAUCUGCUAUCACGGCGGGAGCAAUUUCGGUAAUCAUGCCAGUAAGUCUAGAUCUUGCUCAAGCCCCAAAGACAUUUCUCACCGAAACAAACGAUUCCCACAGCUUUUUAUCCAAGGUUAAUCAGCUUUCGACAUAUUUUGUUUACCUAGGAGUGGCAGCAUUUUUCGCAAAUUUCAUAACGACUGCCGGGUUCAUCUACCUAGGGCACAAGAUAACACGCAGACUGCGUGAAUAUUAUCUAGCUGCACUUUUAUACCAGAACGCGGCCUUUUUUGAUGGUUUUGGGCCUGGUGAAUGUGCUGCACGUCUGACCAGCCAGACAGACACGACGCUGAUCGGGAUCUUACGAUUCGUUGCCUCCUUCUCGGUUGGCUUCUAUUUCUGUUGGAGGCUGACAUUAGUACUGACUUGGUCCAUCUUUGUUGCAUUUUUUGUUAUGAAGGUCGUUGCACGUGUGACAACUCAGAAUGACAAAAGUCGGUUGGAUGCCGAGACUUCAGCAGCAGCAGUACUUGAAGAGAGCUUUGCCUCUGUCAGAGAUGUCACGGCCUUAGGAGCACAAAAUUACCACGUCAAUAGAUACGCCGAACGACUGAAAAAUGCAGAGCGGUUUCAAUUCCGUGGCAUAACGGUCCUUUCCCUUACUCUGGCUUUCACUGUCGGGAUCAGCUAUCUCAUUAUCAUGACAACUCUUUGGGCAGGAUCAAACUUGAUUGUAAACCUGCAAGCGAGUUUCGAAGACAUAAUCACCAUCCAACUCAUUAUUCAAGCAGCAAUAUUCGUCAUAAUCGGUAUUAUUAGCACUGCCGACGUCUUCGUGAAAGCUAAGACUACAAUCAGCGCAAUCUCUUCAAUGAGAGCUUCAAAUGUGUCACCGAGAACUGGAGCUGGCCCACAGCAUAUCAUUGGUUCCAUUGCAUUCGAGAAUGUUGGCUACAUGUACCCUUCAAGGUCCACAUCGGUGAUCUUUGACAAUAUGAAUCUGAACUUUCCGGCCGGCAAGAUGAGCGCCCUGGUUGGGCGAUCUGGCUCUGGUAAAACCACAGUUCUUGACCUGAUCGAGAGGUUCUACGAUCCUACGAGUGGAUCCAUAUUGCUCGAUGGGGUCAAUACAAAAGAUCUCGACAUCUAUUGGUUGAGGCGACGGCUUGGCUUGGUCUCUCAAAGUCCUGUGCUCUUUCAAGGGAGUAUUUUCGACAAUAUUUGCCAUGGCCUCACCGGGACUGAGUUCGAAAAAGCAGACAUUGUUACUCAGCAAGGGUUGGUUGAGGCGGCUGCUCAAGUGUCUUUCUCUCACGAUUUCAUAAAGGCACUCCCCAAUGGAUACAAUACUCAGGUAGGAGACCGUGGUUUAAGGCUUUCGGGAGGACAGAAGCAGCGAAUUGCAAUUGCACGGGCCGUUAUCGCAGGUCCAGCGGUACUUUUACUAGAUGAAGCAACUUCGGCGUUGGAUUCAGAAACCGAAGUGAGAGUUCUUUCGGCGAUUAGGUCUCUCAAAUGCACCACGAUUCUCGUUGCACAUCGCCUGACAGCCAUAAAAGCAGCAGAUAAGAUAAUUGUUCUGUCCGUGGGGAACAGUCCCCAGGAGAGUACUUUUGACGAGCUUUGUCAACGCCAAAACGCCUUUACCGACCUUGUACAGAAAGAGCAAGAAAUUACUCCAAGUUCAACAAAUCAAUUAGUGUAUGAGCGGGUUCUCGAGAAAGAUCAUGACGACUUCAAAGCUGAGCGAUCCAUCAGUGCCGCCAGUUUGAACUUCAAUUCUACCACUGAGAAGCACGAUUCGGCCGAUCCAAUUCCACCUUCGGCAGUACUUGACAUAUUGGUAAACCAGAAUCGAGAACAAGGCACGAGAAGCACACCAAAGUCUUCGCUUUGUAGAUUGGUCCAAUUUAUUUGGACUUUCCAAAAAGACCGCAAAAUAUUCUUGCUAUGUGGAAUCCUGGCAGCAUUCGUGGCCGGUGUCGAGGAACCAGUUCAUGCAGUUCUAUUCGCAAAAUCUACAGUGUCACUUUCCCUGCCUAGAAGCAUGUACGGAGAGUUACUGUCACAGACCCGACUCUGGGCUUUGAUGUAUCUUACUCUCGCCGUGGUACAAUUCUUGGCUUUCGCCACCCAGGGGCUUUGCUUCGGGGCAUUGUCUCUUCGCGUCAUGCGUCUUGCGAGAGUAGAUGCCAUGCGAUGCCUCUUGCGAUCGAGCAUAGAGUCCCUCGAUCAGAUCCCCAAUCUCUCCUCCAGUUUGACCUCAUUUGUCACGACGGAAACUUCUAGCAUGGCCGACUUGAUGGGAAGCACGCUUGGAAUGCUUUUUAUCAUCGCAGCUACCCUCUUCGUAGCUUUCAUUGUCUCUUGCGCCUUUCAGUGGAAACUUGCCCUUGUGUGUUGGGCCAUUUUCCCGGUCCUCUUCGGUUGCUCUUAUCUGCGGAAUGUUUGCUGGACGGAAUUUCAAGGGAGAAGAAAAGAAGGAUAUCGAGAAGCUGCAAGCUACGCAUCUGAAGCCAUCGGUGAAUUUCGUACAAUAGCUGCCUUGACCAGGGAACAGCAUGUUCUAUCCCUGUACCGCUCAUUACUGGUAUCUGCAACAAGGGGUUUCGUUACUGUGUCAUUCAAAGUAGCGGGUAUACAAGGGCUAGUAAGGUCUAUCACAUACUUUGGCCUAGCUUUGGGUUUCUGGUACGGAGGAACUCUCCUGGGUCGUGGGGAUUGCACAGCAUUUCAAUUUUUUGUGACCUAUACUGCAGUAAUGUUUGCAUCUCAGUCUGCCGGCUUGAUUUUCUCAAUUUCUCAAGAUCUAGGAAUUGGAAAACGAGCCGCCAUGGACCUCCUACAGCUUUUCGGCCGGGAACCACUAUUAACAAGCCCGGAAUCGUUCGAAACUGAAUCGCAAAACAGGAUCCAGUUCCGCGACGUCUACUUCCAAUACCCCAGUCGGUCAUGUCCUGCAUUGAAAGGUAUAUCAUUUGUUAUAGAGCCGGGCGAGCAUGUUGCUUUCAUAGGCGCCAACGGUGCUGGUAAGAGCACGAUUUUAUCCUUGUUGGAACGCUUUUACGAUCCCCAAAGUGGAAUCAUCAACGUACAUGGAUUUGAUAUCUCUGCUGUUGAUGUCGAAAACUAUCGCAAAACUGUGGCAUUAGUGAGCCAGGAUGUUGUGCUCUAUAAUGCAACUAUCAAAGAGAAUCUACUACUCGGCACACAUGGUCGGGUUGUGUCUGACGAGGAUCUCCAUUCGGCCUGCCAAAAGGCUAACAUUUUAGAUUUUAUUUCCUCCCUACCGGAUCAAUUCGCGACGAUGAUGGGCACGAAAGGGUGUACACUGAGCGGUGGUCAGAGGCAACGUCUAGCUUUUGCCCGGGCACUCUUACGCAAACCAGGCAUACUACUUUUAGACGAAGUUACUGCCAACCAGGACUUGGAAUCUGAAUCUCUUAUUGUUAGAGCAAUCAGAACAGCAGGCCCACGUUGCACAACAAUCAGCGUCACACAUCGACUGAACACGCUAGAAGGAGUUGGCCGAAUCUACGUACUGGAUCAAGGAUCGAUUGUUGAAUACGGAACUCCAGAACAACUGUUCCGUAUGAAAGGAGUUUAUUAUAACAUGGCAAAGACUCAAGGGCUGACUGGCUGUUCCUGA